AUGGGGUGGGGGUGUGGGGGGGGGUGUGGGUGGGUGUGGUGGGGGAUGUUGGGGUGGUUGGGGAGGGGGGGUAUUAGGGGGGGGGGGUUGGUAGGGGGGGGGGGGGGGGGGGGGGGGGUGUAUUUUUGGGGGGGGGGGGGGGGGGGGGGGGGGGGGGGGGGGGGGGGGGGGGGGGGGGGGGGGGGGUGGUUGGGGUGGUGGGGGGGGGGGGGGUGGUGGGUGGUGGGGGUUUGUUGGUGUUGGGGGGUAUGUGGGAUUAGUUGGAUGGGGGGGAUGGGGGGGUGUUUGGUUGGGGGGGUUUGUUUUUUGGGAGGUGGGGGGGGGGGGGGGUGGGGCGUGGGGGGGGGGGGUGUUUGGGGGGGGGGUUUGAUGUAUUUGGGGGGGGUGGGGUGGGUGGGUUGGUGGGGGUGGAAUGUGGAUAAUGGGGGAAGUGAGGGGGUGGGGGGGGGGGGGGAAUGGUGUAUGGUUGGGGGUAUUGUAUGGGGUGUUUUGGGAAUUUAUGAGUAUUUUAUGGUUCUUUUUUUUGGGGGGUGGGUGUGGGAGGGCGGGGGGGGGAGAAAGAGGGAGAAGAGGGGAAAUUAUAUAUUGUUUGAGCAGUGA
Messenger RNA from Knipowitschia caucasica, 600 nucleotides. NCBI's taxonomy places the organism in Eukaryota, Metazoa, Chordata, Actinopteri, Gobiiformes, Gobiidae. The record is from the annotation of a GenBank genome assembly.